Molecule: messenger RNA, 1306 nt
Organism: Gastrolobium bilobum
Lineage: Eukaryota; Viridiplantae; Streptophyta; Magnoliopsida; Fabales; Fabaceae
Product: F-box protein At2g27310-like
Exons: 1
Coding region: 112-1080 (322 amino acids)
Molecular function (GO): protein binding
Source: RefSeq, a predicted model, not a curated record
UUCUCUUUCUCUCUUUUUUUUAAAUUUAUAUUCAUCCUUUCAAAUAUUAGAAUACAAACAAGUUUUUUAACAACAACUUUAGUACUCUCAAGUUCAUAUAUCAUUUUAUGAAUGAUGGCUUCAACCUCAGACAUCACCACCGUCCAUCCUGACAUCAUUCACUCUCACAUCCUCACUCGUCUCGACGGUCCCACCCUUGCCUCCGCCGCCGCCUCCUCCUCUCAUCUCCGCCGCCUCUGCACCGAACACAAUCUCUGGCGAAACAUCUGCACCGACAUGUGGCCUUCCCUUCACGACCCUCUUACCACCGCCCUCAUCUCCACCUUCCCCGCCGCUCACCGUUCCAUCUUCUCCGACUCCUUCCCUUCCCUCCAUCAUUCCUAUUCCUCCCAUCACCACCCGACGCCGUCGCCGACGGAGCUCGUCUCCGCCGUCGACCUCUACUAUAAGGGAAAACCCGUCUUUUCCAGGGUCGUCCGAACGGAGACCAACAAGGGCUGGUUCCUCUGUUCACCGCUCUGGAUCGAACUGGUUGACCCGAACGAGUUCGUCCCAACCACCGUGAAGUUCGCGCAAAACGGCGAUGAAGAAGAGUGGCUCAAGCACCUCGAGGAGAAUCUGAGCUUGAGCUGGAUCAUGAUCGACCCGACCCGGAAGCGCGCCGGGAACUUAUCAAGCCGGAGGCCGGCGGUGGUGCGGCGGCACUGGCUGACCGACGAGGUCGAGGUUCUAUACGCGGUGGUGAUGGGGGUUGUUCAGUGCUCCAUUAAGGUCACGUGCUGCGGAAAAGUUGGGGGUGAGAUGCACGUGAGGGAAGUUAGUCUAACGAUGGAGGAUAUGGAAGGAAGGCAUGUUGUCGGGAGGGAUAGUAUGGUAAUUUUGCAAGAGGCGAUGGAGAAUGGGGAGAGGAAGAAAGUGGAUGUAGAGGAAGCGAAGAAGAGUUUUGAGAAGUUUUGUUUGAUGAAGAGAGAGAUGAGAGAGAAGAAGAUAAAGAGAGAGAAAGCAUUGGACAUGGUUGCUAUGUUGGUCGCUUUCACUGUUUUCGCAUUCCUCUUCUGUUUGGUCAGGUUUUGUGUUUGACAAAACAAAAUCCAACUUAACUAAUAAAUCUUUGGUACUACUGUUGUACUAAAGAUUCAGUAUAUCUCACUAAUAAAAAUUAAAAUUCUGUUUUUUCUGUCAGAUUUUUUUUCUCUCCUCUGAUGUGUAAUGUUCAUUGAUGAGAUACACUGAAUUUACGUAUAGUACUAGUACUAAAGAUUUAUUCCAAGUUAAGACACUCCAAUCAUUCAAUGUGUGUCUUAAU